Molecule: messenger RNA, 1595 nt
Organism: Aspergillus calidoustus
Lineage: Eukaryota; Fungi; Ascomycota; Eurotiomycetes; Eurotiales; Aspergillaceae
Source: the annotation of a GenBank genome assembly
GUCAGCUUUGCUUACCGUCUCUUUCCCGCGUCUUCGCUACCACUACUUGUACAACUACAUCUAUACGAGGUCGUGUUUCAACAUGCCAUUCAGACAGGCGCUUCAGGGCAUUAUGGACAAGGCAGACAAGGCUUGGGGGGAAUUUAGCCAUCCCGUCUCCAAGCCGGGUCUAUCGUACAACUACAACAGGCCACCCCCACCGCCACCACCUAUUCCAGCCUCCACUCGACCACCACCACCUUAUCAGGAGCAGGGCCCGCAACAACCCCAGAUCUACUGGCGACCCAAUCUGCACCCCCAAGUCCCCGUGUCCGCCAACUUCCACCACGAACAGGGCCAACACGGAUGGGGCAACAACGAGGCGCAGAACUACAUCGCCAGCCCGCAAAACUCCUUCCAUGCACACCAGGGCGACGAUGCGCUCGUCGUGCGCGCUCUAAUCAACCACGGACACCCCGACCCUUCUCAGAAAUUCACCAGCGCCCGGCUGUCGAGCCACCAGACCCUCGGUCGCCCGCGGGGCUGUCUGUCCGCCAGGAUCACGGCGCCCGUGGCACGCGGGAUCUGGCCUGCGUUUUGGCUGCUGCCUAGAGACCCCUUUCGGUGGCCCGAGGAUGGCGAAGUCGACAUUAUGGAGGCGUGGAAUGGCGAUGCGGUUAACCACACCUGUCUGCAUUGGGGCCACUUCAACGGGCAGGACUGGGAUAAGCAUAGGGUUCUCGAAACCCCGAUCCCCAAUAUCACCUCGCCGCCGGGGGUACGGUACGACUUUAUCUGGGAUGAGGACGAAACGACGGGGAGGGGCCGCUUGGUCUGGCUGAUUGAUGGCAGGCCCGUCAUGAGAGCGGCGAAGCCGCCUGGGACGAGGAAGAUGAGUGAGUUUCGGAUCCUCAUCAACAUUGCCGUUGGGGGGAAUGUCUGUCAGGGAAAUAUGCCCAGUGAUGGAUGCUACGAGAUGGUGGUUCGUGAAUUGGCCAUGUGGGAUGCUCCGCCUGGGGGGUGGAAUGAGUUUGAGAGGGCUUGGAGCUAUGCAAAGGAUGGAAAUACUAUGUAACGAUAUAAAGGAGCUUUGCAGGCCUUUUCUGCCAGCCAAUAGUAAGCCCUUGGUUGCAUUUAUACCUAGAGAAGGCUUUCCAUUUGAGCUUCCUGUUGAUAACCUCCAAGACGAGUUUGGAACCGCAUUGCACUUUCCCUGCGGCACCCAUGGCCCAAAUACUAGCGGCCCUUCUGAAAUUUCCCUGACUGGAGUAGAGCCCAUUUUACGUGGCCCCUCAUACCCUCGGGUAUGUGGGAACGAUGACUGGCCAAAGGAUACCCAAGCCGAGGCAGGCCACGAGAAAGCAAUCCCACACCUCUACACGCCCUUUGCUGACCCGCUCCCCUCAGACAUACACAAAGACCUCCUCCUCCUCCUCCUCCUCUACGCCGCCUACAUCGGCAACAAGGGUCUGUAAGGCAGGUAAGGUCAGGAAGGGAGAAACUUGUAUAGCCUUUGUUAGCUUUUUCAAAAUUAGAAUAGCCGAGGCACAUACCUCGAAGUGCGUCCUAUCACGAAAAUAGGCUCCGAUGAGUUCAGCUUGGGGAAGGAAACGUUC